UUGUUGCGGAACGAAAGACUUCUCCCGUUAAGAACUUUUUAAAAUCAACCCAAAAUAUUUUCAAACUGCGGAAGAAACCCACCUCCCCUCUCCCACACAUAUAUUCCGGAAUACUUCAUUGGAUCUCUGAUUCGUAGUAUCCUUCUCUUCUUAUCUGUUGAGUUCUCUCUCUCUCUCUUCUCUGGUUCCUUCAUGGAAAGCAAGAACAACGUAGACAGCGGUGCCAAAGUUGGUUCCGAAGGUGCCAAGCCAAAUCUUACCAACCAUCAUGAAGACCCUAAUUAUGCGCAUGUUGAGGAACAAGAACAAGAAGUAGAGGUAGGCGGAUCAGACAUCGAGCAGGCUCCUCAGCCGCCGCGUCAGCCCCCUAGAACCCCCUUUACUAAUCUAAGUCAGGUCGAGGCUGACCUCGCUCUCGCACGUACCCUUCAGGAACAGGAAAGGGCAUACAUGAUGCUCCAAAUGAACAAUGAAGGGAGUGAUUAUGGAAGUUGGGAAGGUGGAAGCUAUGCGUAUGAUGACGAGGACGAUUUUGAUGAUCCCCAUGAGGACACUGAUGGGGACGAUGAGGAGGGAUAUGAUGGAACCAACCUUGAUGAUGAUGAGGAUGCUUUCGAUGUGCAUGCUCAUGAUGAGGCUCAAGAGGAAAACAACCCCCGUGUUGAAUUCGAUCCAGCUGUCUAUGUAAGUGACGAGGCCUAUGCAAGAGCCCUACAGUAUGCUGAAGACAUAGAAGUGGCUGCUAGACUGUUUGUGCUUGCAGGGUUAAAUGAUAGGGAAGCUGAGGACAUAGAGGAUCAUGGUGGUUACUCUCAGGACCCGUGGGAGGAGGUUGACCCCGACGAGCUUUCCUAUGAGGAAUUGAUUGCGCUUGGUGAAGUAGUUGGAACUGAGAGUAGAGGGCUUUCAGCUGAUACAAUUGCGUCUUUGCCUUCAGUAAAGUACAAAUCAGGAAGCAGUCAGAAUGGAAACAAUGAUUCGUGUGUCAUUUGUCGGUUGGACUAUGAGGAUGGUGAAACAUUGACAGUGCUUUCUUGCAAACAUUCUUACCAUUCUGAAUGCAUAGGCGAUUGGUUGAAAAUAAACAAGGUCUGCCCUGUUUGCAAUGCUGAUGUUUCAAUUUCCGGCAACAGCUAGUGGAAGGCAAGAAUAUUAACAACAGUUGGCACACAGCUUUGGGUCAGUUCUCUCGUGUACUGGAGGGAACACAAAUGUGCCUGGUUGUCUCCAUGCUUAAUGAGAAUAGUUUUAUAUAUUUAUCAGAUCUGGCCUCUCUCUUUGGUGAAUUGACAAGCAUGUUAGCCGAGAUUUUUACUAUUUUUUAAUUUUUAUUGUAUCUUUAAGAUUACCUCUCAUUGAAGAUGGCUUAGUUAUACAAAUGGGUAAACUGUUUGCAUUG
Messenger RNA from Juglans regia (Persian walnut), 1399 nucleotides. RefSeq names its product E3 ubiquitin ligase BIG BROTHER-related-like. The transcript has 7 exons. Lineage: Eukaryota; Viridiplantae; Streptophyta; Magnoliopsida; Fagales; Juglandaceae. The coding region runs from base 193 to 1137 and encodes 314 amino acids. The record is from RefSeq and is a predicted model, not a curated record.